Messenger RNA from Coprinopsis cinerea okayama7#130, 1090 nucleotides. Its product is annotated as aldo/keto reductase. The record is from RefSeq and is a predicted model, not a curated record. Gene Ontology annotation, cellular component: cytoplasm. Bases 50 to 1090 code for a protein of 346 amino acids. Lineage: Eukaryota; Fungi; Basidiomycota; Agaricomycetes; Agaricales; Psathyrellaceae. The transcript has 9 exons.
UUCUUCGAGAUUCACAACUUCUCCGUCCAUUCCUCAUCUCUACCAAGACAUGGCCCAACAGACGGUAACACAAAGCACCAAGCUCGGAGGGACGGCCUCCAACGUCUCCGUCGGCGUCGUAGCCCACGGAUUGAUGAUGAUGACGUGGACUCCCAACCCCGUACCAGACGAGCAAGCGUUCGAGGCUAUCAAAGCCGGAGUUGAUGCCCUUCCUCCUGGUACCAAGAUGAUCUUGAACAGCGGGGAGUUCUAUGCCCAGGACUUUGGCACGGCCAACCUCGAGCUCCUCUCCCGUUUCUUCGCCAAGUACCCUGACUACGCCGAUAAGACGUUCUUAUCUGUCAAAGGCGGGAUUGAUUGGACCAAGCGAGGGCCCGACGGCUCCCUCGAGUUCCUCAGAAAGAGCGUGGACAACAUCCUCAAAGCUCUCGGACCCAACAAGAAACUGGAUCUCUUCGAGCCAGCACGGAUUGAUCGCAGCAUCCCCGUCGAGGAGCUCACCCAGCACCUCGUCACCCUCCUCAAAGAGGGCAAAUUCGACCACAUCGGCUUGUCCGAGUGCAAUGCGAAUACUCUUCGUAAAGCUCAUGCUGUUCACCCGAUUACGGCUGUGGAGAUUGAAAUCAGCCCUUGGUCGUAUGAAGAUAAGACCAAGGAUGUCAUCGCUACGGCUAAAGAACUUGGAAUCACGGUUAUCGCAUACUCGCCCCUCGGAAGAGGAUUCCUCACAGGACAAAUCAAGAGUUCCUCAGAUCUUCCCCCUGGCGACCACCGUGCCUCUCUCACCCGUUUCCAGGAGGAGAACAUCAAGCACAACAUGGCAAUCGUCGAUGCCUUGGUAGGGAUCGCGAAGAAGAAAGAAAUUACCCCUGCGCAGCUGUCGAUUGCUUGGGUGAGACACCUCGGUCCACAUGUUAUCCCUCUUCCUGGUUCCUCGAAGUCUUCGCGGACUUUGGAGAACCUCAAAGCGGGCGAUAUUCAGCUCUCAGAUGCUGACCUCGACGAGAUCAACAAGGUCAUUGCGACUCACCAGGUGAAGGGUGACCGAUACUUUGGGCAAUCCGAAGAGGAGAGUCAUCUCUGGGGAUGA